Molecule: messenger RNA, 2874 nt
Organism: Anguilla anguilla (European eel)
Lineage: Eukaryota; Metazoa; Chordata; Actinopteri; Anguilliformes; Anguillidae
Exons: 10
Coding region: 64-1785 (573 amino acids)
Source: RefSeq, a predicted model, not a curated record
GCAUAAACCUUCGAAUGCAUAUUGAGCGAGCUAUUUGACAAGUUAACAGCAACAACUUACAGCAUGUACUGUUUCCUGGCUAGAUGUACGUAUGUUGAGUUAUUCUCACCUGUUACUGAACUGAUGAUGAAUGUUGUUUUUUUCAGGUAUGGUCCUCUUCAUGUGGGCGGCUGUCCCAGUGAGAUUCUGGAUGAGACACACUGCUUUUGGGUCAUGUGCCCGCAUCCCUGCUGCUGGGAGGCUGAACAGCGUGUGGCCAGAGGCGUCGCAAGACGCGUACAAUCUAGAACACCUGGCAGGAGUAACGUCAAUGCUCUUUCACAAGAAGAGUGUCCAACUCUUAACGUUGUGAAUGUGUCAGAGUGGGCCAAAACCAGAAAGCCUCCAAAGGAAAACAUGCUUUACAGAGCAUUUAGCUCGGAGAGCUGUCACCCAGUCACUUCCCAAUCCCAGCUCUGCAGCCAAUCACAGAACUUCUUGAAGGACUCUAAUAUAAGAUUAGAGAGACUAAAAGACCUUCACUUUCCUGAGUGUACCUCUGCUGCUAAGAGCCCCCACUCCACAAAUUACAAGCACAACAAGGAUGUUAAGCUGAGCCUGGCCCAAAUCAGCCCUUUAGAUCGUUCUUCUGGAGCCUUGUGUGGCAGCGUCUCCAUGGUGAUGUGGAUACCCAACCCGAACCGCGUCUCCCAUGAUCCCGCUCACCAUAGACGGAAAUCUUCGCACGUCGGUGUGAGAAACAUCGCUUGUGUUCCUUCCUCCCUUUUGUGUGACAUCCCAAAACCGAACAGAAAGGAAUCCAGAAACAUUCAGAAGACUGAACACCUGCAGCAGACCUGCACACAGCUGGCAUCACCCAAUGGGAAGCCACGUGCCCCUGGUCACAUGGUUUCUCAGAUAGUGCUCCACACAGCAGACGUUGACCUCACGAACCUGAGGGGGGCAUCCACCGCCGCAGCUGAAGCCGAACUCGCCGCCGGUGGGAACCGGGGGGUCCUACAGCCGAAGCCUGAGCCGGAACCAUGGCCUGGCCCCCGUCCCGGAGAACCCGACGCCUGCCCCGCGGCCGAGAGGGAGAGAGGGCCUCGGAGAGAACCCGCGCAGCGCACCCUGCCGCGGCUCGCCCGGUGCACGCUGGGCAGCGCGAAUGUGGCUGAAGGAAUUGAUUGGCUGAGACUCAAGAGUCAGACACACCUUUGGAAGAAGCGCGACCUACGGCAGGACUGCGGCAAGGACAGGCCCGUCUUGGCUCCGCCCCAUCCCCCCCAUCACUGGGCCGGCACCCACCGCCUGUCCAAAGCCACGCUACACCACCAUCACAGGAGUGCCCUGGAAAUAGGGCCUGCUGUGUGCCGCUGUGCGGAGUGUGCGGAGGAGAUGCGGGGCUGUGGGGGAGACGGGCGUUCGGACUUUAGCGCAGCAGGGGGCUUUCCCAAGCUCAGUCAGGGCUCCGCCCCUAUGCGCUGCAGCUCUCUUCAGCCUUUAGACGCAGACGACAUCGGAGACAGGAAGCCGAGUGGUGGAGAUGAUGACGUCUCUCGGAGCUCCGUGCUGGAGCCACCGGACACCGCAGCCACGCUGCAGGGCACCCUGGGACGGAGGGUUACUAUAGGACAGAAGAGCGGGGGCGCAGGGCGGGGUUCUGGGAGGAGUCUGAGCAGAGGCACAGAGGGUCGUGACUCAGGAAGUGACUCAGGCUCGGAGGACGAGGACGGGGACUUCGGGCCUUCGGAGUCCCGUCUGUCCGCGCCGCCGCCCAGCCUGAGGUCUGACUUCGUCGACUGAGCUGUGACAGGAGCGUAGAGGGGUCAAAGGCCGUGAGCCACCCACCCAGGCCUAGCAACCUCGUGAGGCGGAAGUGGCAGCUUGUGCAGGGCAGAAGAAGAAUGUGUUCAAUUUUCAUUCAUGUUCGCGGGAACAACCUGGGGUUGGGGCAGUCUGGUAGCUGUCAUGUCAUUCAAGGAGGGAGGGUUCUGCACAGAUUUUCCCUGUUUCAAAGUGAUGGGAUUAAAUGGGCUGAGUGGCCUGUUCUUAUCAUCAAACAUCCUUAUGCUUAUUCACGAGAGCGACUGCUGCAGGUACAUUGGAGGUGAACGUUUGCCUAUCUGCAGGGGCGCUGCCAGUGAUUUUUGGCCCCAUGAAAGAUCUCACAUUGGCCCCCGAACACCAUUUAAUGUUUAAGUUGUACUGUACGUGAUCCUACUGUAUUUUCUGUGGGCCCUUUUCUGCCUUCAGGCCAAAAAAUUAUUGCUGAAUUAUUAAAAUGGAGCUGCUUGUCUGCAUUGAAUUGCUGGAGGACUUUACAACAGCGUGAAAGGGCUACGAAUGUGAUUUGACAUUCCACAUUGGGACAAAGGUAUAAUGCUGUAGCUAUCAAAUAAUUUUUUCCCCCCACUCAUUUUGAUAGGCAGAUAAAUAAAUAUAUUAUCUGAUGCUAAUGAAGAUGCUCAGUAUGCUCAGUACAGAGUCAUGGUGUCCUAGCAUACGUAUGUUUGAAUAUUUCUCUGUCUGCCAACCAAAUCAUUCCAUUCAGUUGACUGGCUAUAUAUGUACCAUCCCUUGGGCUCUAACUCAAGUCCUUGUGUACAGAUUGAAGCUAUGAAUGAGAAGUGUGUCACUAUGCAGUUGUCCUGCAUGUCUGAUGGUGAAAUUAAAUUCAAAUGUGAGCAGAUAAUAGGAUAAAUGUAGAUUAGCCAAAUGUUUGCCAUUGAGCUUGUUACUUACAGGCUCCAAGUCCAAGUGGCCAUAGCCUUGACCAAGGGUAAUUACCCUGAAUUGCUUAAGCAGAUAUAGAGCUCCACAAAUGAAUAAUAUGUGAAAUAAAUACAUAUUUAAAUAGACGUUGUGUAAGUUGCUCUUGACAACGGUGUCUGU